GAGUGCGAGCUGAAAGCUGCUGGAGAGUGAGCAGCCCUAGCAGGGAUGGACAUGAUGAUGUUGGUGCAGGGUGCUUGUUGCUCGAACCAGUGGCUGGCGGCGGUGCUCCUCAGCCUGUGCUGCCUGCUACCUUCCUGCCUCCCGGCUGGACAGAGUGUGGACUUCCCCUGGGCUGCCGUGGACAACAUGAUGGUCAGAAAAGGGGACACGGCGGUGCUUAGGUGCUUUUUGGAAGAUGGAGCUUCAAAGGGUGCCUGGCUGAACCGGUCAAGUAUUAUUUUUGCGGGAGGUGAUAAGUGGUCAGUGGAUCCUCGAGUUUCAAUUUCAACAUUGAAUAAAAGGGACUACAGCCUCCAGAUACAGAAUGUAGAUGUGACAGAUGAUGGCCCAUACACGUGUUCUGUUCAGACUCAACAUACACCCAGAACAAUGCAGGUGCAUCUAACUGUGCAAGUUCCUCCUAAGAUAUAUGACAUCUCAAGUGAUAUGACCAUCAAUGAAGGAACCAACGUCACUCUUACUUGUUUGGCCACUGGGAAACCAGAGCCUUCCAUAUCUUGGCGACACAUCUCCCCAUCAGCAAAACCAUUUGAAAAUGGACAAUAUUUGGACAUUUAUGGAAUUACAAGGGACCAGGCUGGGGAAUAUGAAUGCAGUGCGGAAAAUGAUGUGUCAUUCCCAGAUGUGAGGAAAGUAAAAGUUGUUGUCAACUUUGCUCCUACUAUUCAGGAAAUUAAAUCUGGCACCGUGACCCCCGGACGCAGUGGCCUCAUAAGAUGCGAAGGUGCAGGUGUGCCGCCUCCAGCCUUUGAGUGGUACAAAGGAGAGAAGAAGCUCUUCAAUGGCCAACAAGGAAUUAUUAUUCAAAAUUUUAGCACAAGGUCCAUUCUCACUGUUACCAAUGUGACACAGGAGCACUUCGGCAAUUAUACUUGUGUGGCUGCCAACAAGCUAGGCACAACCAAUGCGAGCCUGCCUCUCAACCCUCCAAGUACAGCCCAGUAUGGAAUUACCGGGAACGCUGAUGUUCUUUUCUCCUGCUGGUACCUUGUGUUGACACUGUCCUCUUUCACCAGCAUAUUCUACCUGAAGAAUGCCAUUCUACAAUAAAUUUAAAGACCCAUAAAAGGCUUUUAAGGAUUCUCUGAAAGUGCUGAUGGCUGGAUCCAAUCUGGUACAGUUUGUUAAAAGCAGCGUGGGAUAUAAUCAGCAGUGCUUACAUGGGGAUGAUCGCCUUCUGUAGAAUUGCUCAUUAUGUAAAUACUUUAAUUCUACUCUUUUUUGAUUAGCUACAUUACCUUGUGAAGCAGUACAUAUUGUCCUUUUUUUAAGAUGUGAAAGCUCUGAAAUUACUUUUAGAGGAUAUUAAUUGUGAUUUCAUGUUUGUAAUCUACAACUUUUCAAAAGCAUUCAGUCAUGGUCUGCUAGGUUGCAGGCUGUAGUUUACAAAAACGAAUAUUGCAGUGAAUAUGUGAUUCUUUAAGGCUGCAAUACAAGCAUUCAGUUCCCUGUUUCAAUAAGAGUCAAUCCACAUUUACAAAGAUGCAUUUUUUUCAUUUUUGAUAAAAAAGCAAAUAAUAUUGCCUUCAGAUUAUUUCUUCAAAAUAUAACACAUAUCUAGAUUUUUCUGCUCGCAUGAUAUUCAGGUUUCAGGAAUGAGCCUUGUAAUAUAACUGGCUGUGCAGCUCUGCUUCUCUUUCCUGUAAGUUCAGCAUGGGUGUGCCUUCAUAAAAUAAUAUUUUUCUCUUUGUCUCCAACUAAUAUAAAAUGUUUUGCUAAAUCUUACAAUUUGAAAGCAAAAAUAAACCAGAAUGAUAGUUAAACCAUACACUAUCUCUAAGUAAUGAAGGAGCUAUUGGACUGUAAAAAUCUCUUCCUGCACUGACAGUGGGGUUUGUGAAUUUUGCCCCACACUAACUCAGUUCUUGUGAUGAGAAACAAUUUAAUAACAGUAUAGUAAAUAUCCCAUAUGAUUUCUUUAGUUGUAGCUAAAUGUUACAUCCACUGUGGGAAACCAUUUCCUUUAAAAAGACAGCACAGUCCACUCAAAGGAUUGCCUAGCAAUACAGCAUCUUUUCCUUUCACUAUUCCAAGCCAAAAAUUUUAAGAUGAUUUGUCAGAAAGGGCACAAAGUCUUAUCACCUAAUACUACAUGAGUUGGUAAGCACUCAUCAUUAAUUUUGUUUUGUGGCAGCUAAGUUAGUAUGACAGAGGCAGUGCUCCUGUGGAUAGGAGCAUUUUGCAUAUUUUCCAUCUGAAAAUAUCACUCAGUUGAUAGUCUGGAAUGCAUGUUAUAUAUUUUAAAAGUUCCAAAAUAUAUUAUAACAGACAUUCUAUAUUGGUAUGUAGCAGACCAAUCUCUAAAAUAGGUAAUUCUUCAAAAAAAUCUUUCUAUAUAGCCAUUUCAGCUCAAACAAGUAAAACCAAAAAAGACCAUCCCUUAUUUUUUGCUUACAUGAUAUAUGUAAGAAGUGAUCAAAUAAAGACAAAACACCAAUGAUGAGAAUAUCUUAAGAUAUACUAAUUAUCAAAAUAUUGUGAAUGUUAUUUCUACUAUAAAUAACGAAAACUACAUUUUUGAAGCAAAAUGCCGUUACUCUAAACAUUAAAUUGCAGGAAUAGUUUGACGGUUUCACUCUUUACUAAAGAAAGACCAUCACCUUGAAAGCCAUUUUACGGGUUUGAUGAAGUUACCAAUUUCAGCACACCUAGAUUUCUACAAAUAGUCCCCUUUUACAAGUCAUAACAACAAAGAUCCUACAAUAAAAUUAGAGACAAGAAAUUUUGCAGUGGUUAUACAUAUUUGAGAUAUCUAGUAUGUUGCCCUAGCAGGGAUGGCUUAAAAACUGUGAUGUUUUUUUCUUCAAGUAACACUUUGUCCCAAAGUACACCAUAAAUCAAUUUUAAUUAGAAAAGUGAAUCUUAAAUGAGGGGACAUAGUAUACCUUUCCACAAAAUCGCAAUAAUAAGGCAUAAAGCUAGUGAGUCUACUAACUAUAAUAAAUGUAUGACAUGAUUUUGAUUGAUACAUUAAAAAAGAGUUUUUAGGACAAAUAUGACAUUUAACUUUAUUAUUUAUUUGCUUUUAAAAAAUAUUCUUUGUGGAAUUGGUGAAUAAACUACAAAAUAUUAUUUUGUAUUGCAGCUUUAAAGUGGCACACUCCAUAAUAAUCUACUUACUAGAAAUAGUGGUGCUACCACAGAAAAUGUUAACCAUCAGUACCAUUGUUUGGGAGAAAGAAACAGAUCAAGAAUGCAUAUUAUUCAGUGACCGCUUUCCUAGAGUUAAAAUACCUCCUCUUUGUAAGGUUUGUAGGUAAAUUGAGGUAUAAACUAUGGAUGAACCAAAUAAUUAGUUCAAAGUGUUGUCAUGAUUCCGAAUUUGUGGAGUCUGGUGUUUUUACCAUAGAAUGUGACAGAAGUACAGUCAUAGCUCAGUAGCUAUAUGUAUUUGCCUUUAUGUUAGAAGAGACUUUCUUGAGUGACAUUUUUAAAUAGAGGAGGUAUUCACUAUGUUUUUCUGUAUCACAGCAGCAUUCCUAGUCCUUAGGCCCUCGGACAGAGUGAAAUCAUGAGUAUUUAUGAGUUCAAUAUUGUCAAAUAAGGCUACAGUAUUUGCUUUAUUGUGUGAAUGUAUUGCAUAUAAUGUUCAAGUAGAUGAUUUUACAUUUAUGGACAUAUAAAAUGUCUGAUUACUCCAUUUUAUCAGUCCUGACUGUACAAGAUUGUUGCAAUUUCAGAAUAGCAGUUUUAUAAAUUGAUUUAUCUAUUAAUCUAUAACAAUUUUUGUUAGCUGUUCAUUUCAGGAUUAUAUUUUCUACAAGUUCCAUUUGUUGCCCCUAUUUUUUUUAAAGAAGGAAGAAAGAAAAAUAAGUAGCAGUUUAAAAAUGAGAAUGGAGAGAAAAGAAAAAGAAUGAAAAGGAAAGGCAGUAAAGAGGGAAAAAAGGAAGGGUGGAAGGCAUGAAGGAAGGAAGAGAGGAAGGGAAGAAGGUAGGGAGAAAGAAAGGAUGAGAGGGAAGGAAGAAUCAGAGUGUUAGGGUAGUUAACUUACACAUUUGCAUUCUUAGUUUAACGGCAAGUGGUGUAAUUAUGUUUUACAAUGAGCACAUUUGAAACGUAAGUCCUAUUAUACCAUUAAGUUCCUAUUAUGCAGCAAUUAUAUAAUAAAAAGUAUUGCCCAAGUUAUAGUAAUGUGAGUGUUUUUGAGACACUAAGAGAUUUGAGAGAGACAAUUUCAAACGUAAAGCCACUUUUGGGGGGGUUUAUAACUUAACUGAAAAAUUAAUGCUUCAUCUUAACGUUUAAGCUAUAUCUAGAAAGUAGACUGGAGAACUGAGAAAAUUACCCAGAUAAUUCAGGGCAAAAUAUAUAUAUAAAUACCCCUAUGUUUGAAGUCAAAAUACUCUGAAAAACUGAAUUAUCAAAGUCAAUCACCUACAAUGAUCAAAUUUACUGAAUAAUUGUUAAUUUAUCCAUUGUGCUUAGCUUUGUGACACAGCCAAAAGUUACCUAUUUAAUCUUUUCAAUAAAAAUUGUUUUUUGAAAUCCAGAAAUGAUUUAAAAAGAGGUCAGGUUUUUAACUAUUUAUUGAAGUAUGUGGAUGUACAGUAUUUCAAUAGAUAUGAAUAUGAAUAAAUGGUAUGCCUUAAGAUUCUUUGAAUAUGUAUUUACUUUAAAGACUGGAAAAAGCUCUUCCUGUCUUUUAGUAAAACAUCCAUAUUUCAUAACCUGAUGUAAAAUAUGUUGUACUGUUUCCAAUAGGUGAAUAUAAACUCAGUUUAUCAAUUAAAAUAUGUAUUUGACUCAUUUUAAAACUCUAUUAGUUUAAGAGAAAGAAGGAAGAAACAAUAAUUUGAAAAUAUUUCUGCUAUUCUCUUUAUUUCCUGUAUUACAUUCAUCUUUCUGCUUACUCUAAAGCAGUACAGGGUAAAAUUUUUAGAUGCUACAGUUUCAAAGGACUCCACGCUAUUUUCUUUCUUGCUGUUGCUGAUUCCUAAAAGGUUUGAUGAGCUGAACUACAUCUAAACUAAAAAUAAGUUUUCUGGAAACAUUUUAUUAUUAAUUAUUUAGAACCUUUACCAGGUAAAAUACAUCAGAGUUAGCAACAGAGACUGAUGAUAAAAUUCUGAUGAUCUUACAGGCUAAACAACUGAAAACUCAAAUGCUUGUAAGAGCCAGGCAGAGUGUAAUUUCUUAAGACAGCUUGGUAUGAAACAAUGGACACCUGAAGGCAUUCAGAUGCCAUUUCCUUAAAAAUACCUUGGUUUCCAAGUAAAACAUGCUAUUUGACUGAGAACCUUUAGUUUGUAAAUACCGAACCGUAAUACACAAAUGAGACCUCACGCCAAAUGAAUUCUUUAAGCCCUCUUUCCCAUAUCUGUUCCUCUAUGAUAGUCAACUGAAUAAAUGAGAACAACGUGGUAGAUAAAACAACAAACCAUAAAAAAGAUUCAUGCUUGGUUUUAUAAGAUAUUUUGAAAUAUAGGUAUCAUUGCUAUUCUGAGAAACCCAUAUACACCAAAGCCUGCCUUCCACAAAAAAACGGGAAACGUUUCAAUAAAUGUCUGAUUUCCCCCA
Molecule: messenger RNA, 5577 nt
Organism: Piliocolobus tephrosceles (Ugandan red Colobus)
Lineage: Eukaryota; Metazoa; Chordata; Mammalia; Primates; Cercopithecidae
Gene: NEGR1
Product: neuronal growth regulator 1
Exons: 7
Coding region: 46-1110 (354 amino acids)
Source: RefSeq, a predicted model, not a curated record